Paramormyrops kingsleyae is the source of this 1568-nucleotide messenger RNA. RefSeq lists its product as uncharacterized. The record is from RefSeq and is a predicted model, not a curated record. Gene Ontology annotation, molecular function: RNA polymerase II transcription regulatory region sequence-specific DNA binding; protein dimerization activity; DNA-binding transcription factor activity, RNA polymerase II-specific. Lineage: Eukaryota; Metazoa; Chordata; Actinopteri; Osteoglossiformes; Mormyridae. Gene Ontology annotation, biological process: regulation of transcription by RNA polymerase II; developmental process.
GGCAGCAGUAUGAAUCCCAUACUGUGCAGGAAUCUUUCUCGACAUCAGCUGACAGCCGGAAACCCUCCUGCCACUGCGACAGAGGACGUUUUUUUCCUCCUUCGUCAUUCCCUUUAAAAGGAGGAAAAUUCCCUAUUUUUAGAAGAAGACAACACAGUAGGACAUCAGCCAUCAGGCGAACAUGCUCAUCUCACUCUCUGGGCAGUGGCCUUAUAUAUUGGCCCCACCUGGGGGGCAGCAAAGGUCCAACAAAGCCUGGAUCUGUGACGGGGUGACAACAACAGCUCCCCCGGUCACCCUGGUGACGGGACCCCGCAGUCCUGGAGGAUUCCCUCAAUCUCCAGCCUGAGGUGAAUGGACUUAAACAGUCCCCAGUACAAGACAUGGACGCCCCAGAACUAUUUAAUCACCACGACGGAACCAGUGAAAGUCAUACACACAUGCCUCCCAGGUAUGUUGCCUGAUGGCUUAGGGCCUUUACGUUAAUCUGAUCCAGCCGCCCUUUCCAUAUUGAAUAUAUCGAAACAUUUUAAGUUUCAGAGUUUGACCUCAAACUUAACUGCACCAUCUAACUGUAUACUCAUAAAUUAAGUUACUAAUCUCAAUUGAAAUGGAGGACGUCUUUUUUGAUCUUGACCAAGACAACGCGUCAGAUUUCGCCUUCUGGGGACAAAUGGACCCCAAUUUCCAGUUUCAGUCCCAGCUGGACAGUUUACUGUUUGACUGCACGACGGGGACCGAACAGCUGUCCCCUUGGUCCGGCUUCGGCGGCUCCCAAUCGGUGUUCCCUGAUGCGCAGCUGACCUUCGCCGACUUGGACUCGCACUCCCCACAGCUGGGAGCCGGUGCUGAAGCGGACAGCUCCCCUGCGGACGAGCCCCACGAGGUCGCCCUGCGCAGGCAGCCGCACCACCCAUACAAGGUGCAGCGACAUGCGGCCAACAUUCGGGAGCGGAAGAGGAUGCUGAACAUCAACUCAGCUUUCGAGGAACUCCGGUGCCAUGUGCCAACCUUCCCGUACGAGAAACGUCUCUCCAAGAUAGACACUCUGAGACUGGCCAUCGCCUACAUCGCCCUGCUGAGAGAGAUACUCCUGUCCGGCUGCGAUCCCAAGUCAUACGUGGCCGAAUUCAUGAAGAACGGGUACAAAAAUAAAACCAAUGCUGUAUGGAACACAAGUGAUCUGACUGCCCGACUCUCCUGGGUAAAGUGGGAUUAGUGCACCACGGCAGGCUGGAGAACAGCACUGCUGGCAGUAACAUCCCUGAUGAUGACCACCUUGCAGGAUGCCGUGGGGCCAGGCUGUCAUCUGCAAGCUUCCCAGAGUGCGGUACCUCAAUGACUGUUUCAAUUUAAACCCAGUCCUCGUAUUUGUGUUGUACCUGGUCUGAAAAGUCUUUCCCGCACUAUAUGUUAUUUGUUUGAAGAUGGUGUUGAGCUUCAGUCGCUUAACUGCAGAUCUGCAUGCACUUUGUCACCUGACUAAGGUGUAGUAUUUAUUUGUACAGGCAUAUUUAGGAUUUUUGUUUAAUGAGACCAUGACACUAGUGACAAUCUCGUUAAAUCGA